CAUCGGGGUGAUGGACCGCUGCUGGACUCUGUGAGGAGUCGGGAUAUAAACUUUCCCAAACUGAGGACGCAGCGUUUAGGAAAAUACAGCGGACACUUUUCCUUCAACUUCACCCGAACGAGGUGGUGGAGUGGUUGCCAUGGUGGACAAAAUGUCAAGCUUCCUGCACACUGGGGACGUGUGCUCCCUGUAUGCCGAAGGCUCAACCAGUGGCUUCCUAAGCACACUUGGGUUGGUUGAUGACCGAUGUGUUGUCCAACCAGACGCAGGGGAUCUGAAUAACCCACCAAAGAAGUUUAGGGACUGUCUGUUCAGACUGUGUCCCAUGAACAGAUACUCGGCACAAAAACAGUUCUGGAAAGCUGCCAAACCUGGAGGAACCAGCACCACAGACACAGUUCUGCUCAACAAACUCCAUCAUGCUGCUGAAUUAGAGAAAAAACAAAAUGAAUCAGAGAACAAAAAGCUUCUAGGAACAGUUAUUCAGUACGGCAACGUCAUCCAGCUUCUUCAUCUAAAGAGUAAUAAGUAUCUGACAGUGAAUAAGCGUUUGCCGGCUCUUCUGGAGAAGAAUGCCAUGCGUGUGACUCUGGAUGCUGCAGGGAAUGAAGGCUCUUGGUUUUACAUCCAACCUUUCUACAAGCUCCGCUCUAUAGGUGACAAUGUGGUUAUUGGAGAUAAGGUUGUGUUAAACCCAGUAAACGCUGGACAGCCGCUUCACGCCAGUGGCCAUCAGCUUGUGGAUAAUCCUGGAUGCAAUGAAGUGAAUUCAGUGAACUGCACCACCAGUUGGAAAAUUGUUCUCUUCAUGAAAUGGAGCGACAACCAGGAGGUUGUCUUGAAAGGAGGCGAUGUAGUCAGACUGUUCCAUGCCGAGCAAGAGAAGUUUUUAACGUGUGAUGAACACAGAAAAAAGCAGUAUGUGUUCUUGCGUACCACUGGGCGCCAGUCUGCAACAUCUGCUACCAGCAGCAAAGCACUCUGGGAGGUAGAGGUAGUUCAGCAUGAUCCGUGCAGAGGUGGGGCAGGCUAUUGGAACAGCCUCUUUAGAUUCAAACAUUUGGCGACUGGCCAUUACCUUGCUGCAGAGCUGGACUCCGAGCAUGAAGUGACGCGGGCACGUGCACGGAACCCUAAGGAUAAGGUUAUUUACACACUAGUGUCUGUUCCUGACGGCAAUGACAUCUCGUCUAUUUUUGAGCUCGACCCCACCACACUGAGAGGGGGAGACUCACUUGUGCCUAGGAACUCAUAUGUGAGGCUCAGACAUCUCUGCACCAAUACCUGGGUCCACAGCACCAACCAGCCAAUAGACAAAGAUGAAGAGAAACCAGUCAUGCUAAGAAUAGGAACAUCUCCUCUAAAAGAAGAUAAAGAGGCCUUUGCCAUUGUGCCUGUGUCUCCAGCUGAGGUCAGGGAUCUGGAUUUUGCUAAUGAUGCCAGUAAAGUGUUAGCUUCCAUUGCAGCUAAACUUGAAAAGGGCACCAUUACGCAGAAUGAGAGGAGAUCAGUGACGAAGCUGCUGGAGGAUCUGGUUUAUUUUGUAGUGGACAUUCCUAGCAGUGCUCAGGAUGUGCUGGAGAUCACAGUCAACAAACCCAACAGAGAGCGGCAGAAACUCAUGAGAGAGCAGAACAUCCUCAAACAGAUCUUUAAGCUGUUGCAGGCCCCGUUCACUGACAGUGGAGACGGCCCUAUGCUGCGAUUGGAGGAGCUUGCAGAUCAACGCCACGCCCCCUUUCGUCACAUUUGUCGGCUCUGCUACAGAGUCCUGCGUCAUUCACAGCAAGAUUAUAGGAAAAAUCAGGAGUACAUAGCAAAGCAGUUCCGCUUUAUGCAGAAACAGAUAGGAUAUGAUGUUCUUGCUGAAGACACCAUCACAGCUCUGCUGCACAACAACAGAAAGCUCUUAGAGAAACACAUCACUGCUGCUGAGAUAGACACAUUCGUCAGUCUAGUGCGCAAGAACAGAGAGCCCAGAUUUCUGGACUACUUGUCAGAUCUAUGUGUUUCGAUGAAUAAGUCCAUUCCUGUCACUCAAGAGCUCAUCUGUAAUGCUGUGCUGGACCCAACCAAUGCAGACAUCCUCAUCGAAACCAAGCUUGUGUUGUCACGGUUCGAGGUGACAGGAACAGUGCUAGGAGAGAGCGCAGAGGAGGAAGAGGAGGAUGAAGAAGAGGUGUGGUUGUUCUGGAAGGACAGUAGAGGAGAGGUGAAGAGCAAGAGCAUCAGAGAACUUGCUCAGGAUGCCAAAGAGGGACAUACAGAGGACCAGGAAGUUAUCAAUUAUUACAGGUAUCAACUGAAUUUAUUUGCACGAAUGUGUCUGGAUCGUCAGUACUUGGCCAUUAACAAGAUAUCAGCACAACUGGAUGUGGACCUGAUUUUGCGCUGCAUGUCAGAUGAAGAUUUGCCCUUUGAUCUUAGGGCCUCAUUCUGCCGCAUGAUGCUGCACAUGCACGUGGACCGUGACCCUCAGGAGCAGGUCACGCCUGUCAAAUAUGCUCGACUGUGGUCUGAAAUCCCUUCACAAAUUGCCAUUGACGAUUAUGAUAAUGACGGGACAUCACGUGAUGAAGUGAAGGAGUGCUUCUCUCAGACAAUGGAGUUUGUGGAGAAUUACCUGCGGGAUGUUGUGUGCCAGAAUUUCCUGUUCUCUGACAAGGAGAAAAACAAGCUCACUUUUGAGGUGGUGAACCUGGCGAGAAACCUGAUCUAUUUUGGCUUCUACAACUUCAGUGACCUGUUGAGGUUGACCAAAAUCUUGCUGGCCAUCCUGGACUGUGUUCAUAUCAUCACCCCCUUCACCAUCAAGCCGGACAGAGAGCCUGGAAAAGGAAGUGUGAUGCGGUCCAUACAUGGGGUGGGAGAGCUGAUGACACAGGUGGUGUUUUCGGCUGGAUUUCUGCCAGCUACAGCCCACAACCCACCUGACAGAGAUGAAGUUAAAGCCCAAACUGAACCUCAGAAACAAGACAUACUGGUGAUGGACACCAAACUGAAGAUCAUUGAGAUCCUACAGUUCAUUCUGAAUGUGCGGUUGGACUACAGGAUCUCCUGCCUGCUCUGUAUCUUUAAGACAGAGUUUGAUGAGAGCACUUCUCAGACAGAGCCAUCUGUAAACCAGGACUCUCCUGCCAGUGUUCAAGGUGCGCUGGAUUUUGAGCACAUUGAAGAGCAGGCAGAAGGGAUUUUUGGAGGAAGUGAAGAGAACACUCCAUUGGAUCUUGAUGAUCAUGGUGGCCGGACAUUUUUGAGGGUUCUGUUGCACCUGACCAUGCACGAGUAUCCUCCGCUGGUGUCAAGAGCCCUACACCUGCUUUUCCGACACUUCAGCCAAAGGCAGGAGGUCUUACAGGCCUUCAAACAGGUUCAGCUCUUGGUGACCAGUCAGGAUGUGGAGAAUUACAAACAGAUCAAGUCAGAUCUGGACCAGCUGAGGUCUAUAGUAGAGAAAUCAGAGCUGUGGGUGUAUAAGAGACAGGGGUCAGACUCAGGGCUCAACACAGUAGAGGUCAAUGCUGAAACUCACCACAAGGGAGACAAAAACUCAAAUAGAUCUUACAAACCUAAAGUGGAGAGCACCAGCAGCUCAAACUACAGAGUUGUGAAGGAGAUCUUGCUAAGGCUGAGUAAAUUGUGUGUUUUGGAGGGCAUCUCUGGCAAGAAGAAUAAGAAACAGCAACAACGGCUCCUCAGGAACAUGGGAGCUCACAGUGUGGUGCUGGAACUCCUGCAGAUCCCAUAUGAGAAGGGGGUGGAUGUUCAGAUGCAGGAGAUAAUGACUUUAGCCCAUCAAUUCCUGCAGAACUUCUGUGCUGGAAACCAACAGAACCAGGCACUCCUACACAAACACAUUAACCUGUUCCACAACCCGGGGAUUCUGGAGGCGGUGACCAUGCAACAUAUCUUUAUGAAUAAUUUCCAGUUGUGCAGUGAGAUUAACGAGCGAGUUGUGCAGCACUUUAUGCACUGCAUCGAGACACAUGGCCGCAGUGUGCACUACCUCAAAUUCCUGCAGACGAUCGUCAAGGCUGAGAACAAGUUUAUCAAGAAAUGCCAAGACAUUGUCAUGGCUGAGCUGGUGACAGCAGGUGAGGAUGUGCUGGUGUUCUAUAAUGACAGAGCAUCUUUUCAAUCAUUGGUCCAAAUGAUGCGUCUUGAGAGGGAACGGCAAGAUGAGAACAGUGCACUCAGGUAUCAUGUCCACUUGGUGGAGUUGCUGGCUGUGUGCACUGAAGGGAAGAAUGUCUACACUGAGAUCAAGUGUAACUCACUGCUCCCCCUCGAUGAUAUUGUACGUGUGGUCACGCAUGAGGACUGCAUCCCUGAGGUGAAGAUAGCCUAUGUGAACUUCCUGAAUCACUGCUAUGUGGACACAGAAGUUGAGAUGAAGGAGAUUUACACCAGUAAUCACAUGUGGAAACUGUUCGACGAUUUCCUGGUGGACAUCUGCAGAGUAUGCAAUAACACAAGUGACCGAAAGCAUGCUGACACAGUUCUGGAACACUAUGUCACAGACACCAUCAUGAGCAUCAUCACCACCUUUUUCAGCUCACCAUUCUCAGACCAAAGCACUAGCCUGCAGACCCGACAGCCAGUGUUUGUGCAGCUGCUGCAGGGAGUUUUCCGUGUGUAUCACUGCAACUGGCUGCUCCCAAGUCAGAAGGGCAAUGUUGAGGCAUGCAUUAAAGUGCUGAGUGAUGUGGCUAAAGGCAGAGCCAUAGCUAUUCCAGUGGAUCUGGACUGUCAAGUGAACAAUCUAUUCAUGAAGUCCAACAGCAUUGUUCAGAAAACAGCCCUCAGCUGGAGACUGUCCGUCCGCAACGCUACACUCAGAGAUUCCGUUCUGACCACCUCCAGAGACUACCGCAACAUCAUUGAAAGGCUCCAGGAUAUAGUGUCUGCUUUGGAGGAGCGGUUGAGGCCUUUGGUUCAGGCUGAGCUGUCUGUAUUGGUGGAUGUUCUGCAUCGGCCAGAACUGCUAUUCCCAGAACACACUGAAGCUCAUCGCAAGUGUGAGAGUGGAGGAUUCAUCUGCAAGUUAAUAAAACAUACCAAGCAACUUCUGGAGGAAAAUGAGGAGAGGCUUUGUAUCAAAGUCCUGCAGACACUCAGAGAGAUGAUGACCAAAGACAGAGGAUAUGGGGAGAAGCUCAUGGGAUUUGAUGAUGAGAUGGAUGCCACUGAGGUAGUGGAUGUCAGUCUGCCACCCAAACAGCUGGAGGAACAGAGGAGGGGGGAGGCUCUGCGGCAGCUGCUUGUCAAUAGGUACUAUGGCUUCAGGAGUGGUGGGCGGAGAGAGAGUCUGACCUUCAGUAACUCCACCCUGACACCUGUUGGACCAAUCAAGAGCCAGUCGGGGGGUUUGAGCAGAGCCGAGAUGUCACUAAUGGAGGUACAGUGUCAUCUGGACCGUGAGGGGGCUUCUGACCUGGUCAUCGAUCUCAUCAUGAAUACUACCAGCGACCAUGUCUUCCAUGAGAGCAUUCUAUUGGCCAUUGCACUGCUGGAGGGCGGGAACACCAUCAUACAGCAUUCCUUCUUCAAACGUUUAACAGAAGACAAGAAUUCUGAAAAGUUUUUCCGAGUUUUUUAUGAUAGAAUGAAGGCAGCACAGCUGGAGAUCAAAGCCACAGUUUCCGUCAACACCAGCGACCUGGGAAACAAGCGGUGUGAUGACAACGCUCCAGACAAAGAUAGCCCACAACGGUGGCGAGGAAAGGAUUCAGGUAUCAUAGUGACAGAUGAUGCUCGUGAGCAGCUGUUAGAGGCAUCUUCUGUGACCAAGAAAGCCUUUGGUUCAUAUCGGCGAGAUGCUGAUCCUGAAGAAGUUUACGGCACUGCAGAUGGAGACAAGGGGGGCGGAGAUAAAGGGACAGAGCAGGGAGAAAUGAGCCCUGUCAUUCUCAUCAUGCAACCAAUCCUGCGCUUCUUACAGCUGCUAUGUGAGAACCACAAUCGAGACCUGCAGAAUUUUCUGCGCUGUCAAAACAACAAGAACAACUAUAACCUGGUGUGUGAGACCCUGCAGUUUCUGGACUGUAUCUGUGGCAGCACAACAGGAGGUUUGGGGCUGUUGGGCCUCUAUAUCAAUCAGCAUAAUGUGGCUCUAAUUAAUCAGACUGUAGAGAGCCUCACUGAAUACUGUCAAGGACCCUGCCAUGAUAACCAGAAUUGUAUCGCCACUCAUGAGUCAAAUGGCAUUGAUAUCAUCAUUGCUUUGAUUUUGAAUGAUAUUAAUCCACUGGGCAGGAAGAGAAUGGACCUAGUUCUGGAGCUAAAGAAUAAUGCAUCUAAGCUACUGCUGGCCAUCAUGGAGAGUCGUCAUGACAGUGAGAAUGCAGAAAGAAUCCUCUACAACAUGAGACCAAAAGAGCUGGUGGAGGUGAUGAAAAUGGCCUACCAACAGGGGGAGACAGAGUUUGAGGAUGAGAAACAGGAGACCGGAGAGGACCAUGCUGCCUCACCUUGCAAUGUUGGACACAACAUCUAUAUACUUGCACAUCAGCUAUCCCGUCACAAUAAGGAGUUGCAAAUACUACUGAAACCAGGUGGAGAGGACCAGGCCCUGGAGUAUUACACUAAACACACCGCACAGAUUGAGAUAGUCCGUCAGGAUCGCACUAUGGAGCAGAUUGUGUUUCCUGUACCAAACAUCUGCUCUUUUCUGACAAACGAGUCCAAACUGCGUGUGUAUUACGGCACAGAGAGAGACGAACAGGGCAGUAAGAUAAAUGACUUCUUCCUGCACGCAGACGACCUCAUCACUGAGAUGAGGUGGCAGAAAAUACUAAGAGCACAGCCAGUUCUGUACUGGUGUAGUCGGAACAUGUCUUUCUGGAGUAAUGUAUCUUUUAACCUGGCUGUUCUCAUUAAUCUGCUGGUAGCGUUCUUCUACCCUCUGGAUGGAGUAAGCGACAGUCCACUGGAUCCCUCUCUUUCUCUCUUGCUUUGGGUGAGUCUGUUGGGCUCAUUGGGGUUUGUGUUGAUGUCACCGAGGCCGAACGCAGUUAGAGUUCUGGUCAUCUCCACUGUUCUGCAGCUGGGCUUCUCAGUGGGGCUGCAACAUAUGCUUACACUGCUGGGAGCUUUUAAUGUGUGCAAUAAGAUAGUGUUCAUGCUGAGUUUUGUGGGUAACCGGGGGACAUUCACUCGUGGUUACCGGGUGAUGGUGUUGGACAGAGAGUUCCUGUUUCAUCUGCUUUAUCUUCUCAUCUGCACUUUGGGCCUUUUUGGACACGUCUUCUUUUACAGUCUACUGUUGUUUGACCUGGUGAACAGGGAGGAGACUCUUUUGAAUGUAAUCAAGAGUGUGACACGAAACGGUCGCUCUAUCGUGCUGACAGCUGUACUGGGUCUCAUCCUGGUCUACCUCUUCUCCAUUGUGGGAUAUAUGUUCUUUAAAGAUGAUUUUAUCCUGGAGGUGAACCACAUCCACAACAACACUCUGGAGGAGGGAGUUAACCUGGCCUCAGGUUUCCUUUCUGAGGGGGUCAGCAGAGUGAAAAAUGGGUCAUGUCUGUCUGUGGAUGAUGAAGAGGAUGAUGUUGAGCGAGCAUGUGAUUCACUAUGGAUGUGUAUGAUUACUGUACUGAGCCACGGUCUCAGGAGUGGUGGUGGAGUUGGAGAUGUUCUGCGCAAGCCGUCUAAAGAGGAGCAUCUGUUUGCUGCACGGGUCGUUUAUGACCUGCUGUUCUUCUUCCUGGUGAUCAUCAUUGUGUUGAAUCUAAUCUUUGGUGUCAUCAUUGACACAUUUGCUGACUUGAGAAGUGAGAAGCAGAGGAAAGAGGAGAUCUUAAAGACCACAUGCUUCAUCUGCGGUCUGGAGAGAGAUAAAUUUGAUAAUAAAACAGUAACGUUUGAGGAGCACAUUAAAGAAGAGCACAACUUGUGGCACUAUCUGUUCUUUAUUGUACUGGUGCGGGUCAAAGACUCCACUGAAUACACGGGCCCUGAGAGCUACGUUGCUCAGAUGAUCAAGGAGCACAAUCUAGACUGGUUUCCACGUAUGAGGGCCAUGUCACUGGUCAGCAGUGAUGGAGAGGGUGAGCAGAAUGAACUGCGCAGUCUGCAGGAGAAACUAGAGUCCACAAUGAGGCUGGUCUCCAACCUGACCAAUCAGCUCACAGAGCUCAAAGAGCAGAUGACUGAACAGAGAAAACACAAGCAGCGGAUUGGUCUGCUGGGAAACCCCGCCCACCUCAACAUGAACCCACAGCAGCCGGCAUGAGAGGUGGAACCAGAGGACAGACUGGGGCAUCAUUAAAGCAAGCAUUUGCUCAUGGACGGCAGCACAUUCAGUGUAUAAUUUACGGCAGUGGUUCUCAAACUUUUUGACUCCAAGGCCCCACAUUGUCAGAGGAAAUAUUUGAAGGCACCCCCCACCCCCCAUGUAGGCUAUUAGAUAUUUAUAUUAUAAGAUAUAUCUUGUAAGAUAUUUCCUUAAAACUUGUGAUUCCAGAGUUAUUACAUUUUUAGCAUUUUCAGUAAGUUGAAUUAUAAUAAUUAUAUAAUAAUAAUAACCUAUCAUAUUUUAAAUAAUAUUAAGAGAUCUUGGAGGCCCCCCUGGAAGUGUGCUGAGGCCCCCAGUGGGUCCCGACUCCCUGGUUGAGAACCACUGAUUUACGGUACGCAUAAACACAAGUUACUUACCCAUCAGUGUGCACUCACUUGAGGACAAUUGAAAAUAAAAUUUUAAGUGCAAAAUUAUUUUUUUUUUAGCACUGACAUUAUCACUUCAAAAGAACCUUUUAACUGUAUGAAAAAUUAUUAUAGGAUGCUUUCACAUCUGUGUAAUAAUGUUGAGUAUUUCUCAGAAAUACAGUUGAAGUCAGAAGUUUACAUACACUUAGGUUGAAGUCAUUGAAACUCAUUUUUUAACCACUCCACAGGUUUCAUAUUAGCAAACUAUAGUUUUGGCAAGCCGUUUAGGACAUCUACUUUGUGCAUGACACAAGUAAUUUUUCCAACAAUUGUUUACAAACAGAUUGUUUCACUUUUAAUUGACUAUCACAAUUCCAGUGGGUCAGUUUACAUACACUAAGAUGACUGUGCCUUUAAGCAGCUUGGAAAAUUCCAGAAAAUGAUGUCAAGCCUUCAGACAAUUAGCUUCUGAUAGGAGGUGUACUGAAUUGGAGGUGUACCUGUGGAUGUAUUUUAAGUCCAACCUUCAAACUCAGUGCCUCUUUGCUUGGCAUGGGAAAAUCAAAAGAAAUCAGCCAAGACCUCGGAAAAAAAAUUGUGGACCUCCACAAGUCUGGUUCAUGCUUGGGAGCAAUUUCCAAAAGCCUUAAGGUACUGUGUUCAUCUGUACAAACAAUAGUACGCAAGUAUAUACACCAUGGGACCACGCAGCCAUCAUACCGCUCAGGAAAGAGACGCGUUCUGUCUCCUAGAGAUGAAUGUAGUUUGGUGCUAAAAAUGCAAAUCAAUCGCAAAACAACAGCAAAGGACCUUGUUAAGAUGCUGGAGGAAACAGGUUGACAAGUAUCUAUAUCCACAGUAAAACGGGUCCUAUAUUGACAUAACCUGAAAGGCUGCUCAGCAAGGAAGAAGCCACUGCUCCAAAACCACCAUAAAAAAUGCCAGACAACAGUUUGCAAGUGCACAUGGGGACAAAUAUCUUACUUUUUGGAGAAAUGUCCUCUGGUCUGAUGAAACAAAAAUUGAACUGUUUGGCCAUAAUGACCAUCGUUAUGUUUGGAGGAAAAAGGUUGAGGCUUGGAAGCCGAAGAACACCAUCCCAACCAUGAAGCAUGGGGGUGGCAGCAUCAUGUUGUGGGGGUGCUUUGCUGCAGGAGGGACUGGUGCACUUCACAAAAUAGAUGGCAUCAUGAGGAAGGAAAAAUAUGUGGAUAUAUUGAAGCAACAUCUCAAGACAUCAGCCAGGAAGUUAAAGCUCCGUCACAAAUGCAACCACAAGCAUACCUCCAAAGUUGUGGCAAAAUGGCUUAAGCACAAUAAAGUCAAGGUAUUUGAGUGGUCAUCACAAAACCCUGACCUCAGUCCGAUAGAAGAUUUGAGGGCAGAACUGAAAUGUGUGUGCGAGCAAGGAGGCCUACAAACCUGACACAGUUACACCAGUUCUGUCUGGAGGAAUGGGCCAAAAUUCCAGCAGCUUAUUGUGAGAAGCGUGUGGAAGGCUACCCAAAAUGUUUGACCCAAGUUAAACAAUUUAAAAGGCAAUGCUACCAAAUACUAACAAAGUGUAUGUAAACUUCUGACCCACUGGGAAUGUGAUGAAAGAAAUAAAAGCUGAAAUAAAUAAUUCUCUCUACUAUUAUUCUGACAUUUCACAUUCUUAAAAUAAAGUAGUGAUCCUGACUGACCUAAAACAGGGAAUGUUUUCUACAAUUAAAUGUCAGGAAUUGUGAAAAACUGAUUUUUUUUUAUUUUUUAUUUUUUUAUUUGGAAUGCCCAAUUCCCUAUGUGUCCCAAACACCUGUGCAAAACAGUUUUUAAACAGUCUCUUUUUGGGAAUAUGUCUGCCAUAAGGCUGCAUAAACAUAAAUAAAUCACUUAGAGCCAGUGCUAGUUGACUUUUAGAAUGAUUUAAUGUCCGAACUCCCAAAACAUAUCACAUUGUGUGUCUAAUUUGAGAACAAUAAGCUUUCAAACAUUAGCAUAGUCAGCUGAACUCAGACUGACAAGACCCUCAAAACAGAUUAAUUACAAAUUCACAGAGCCCUUUUCACUUGGUUCUCAGAAGUGCUCUUCAAAUAAUAGAAAAACAUAAAAAAAGUCCAGUUAUUGAACAUAAUGAUCAUAAUAGAGAUGAAAACAUUUCACUCUAUCUCUAUAAACAUUGUAGACUGUAGAGUAAACCAAAGAUAAACUUUAAGCACAUAUCAAUCGAUUUCAAAAGUACAAUAAAGUAUAUGCUAUUGUGCAAAAAAAAAGAAAAAAUAAAUUAGCCUGCUGUUGUAACAAGGCUUUAAAAAUGUAAACAUUGUUUUUGGCUUUUGCAGGAAAUGUAUUGGAGGUAAUAUAUUUUAAGCUCCAUGGCAACACUUAGUGCUUCCUAAACAGACUUUUCUGGACACUUUCAAUUGUUCAGCAAAGCACACAGCGUCUCAAUCUCUACAUCAUGGAUCACAAUUCAGAUAGAAUCACCAGCCAUUAGUUUGCGCCUUUAUAAAUUAAAUGGUUCCUCCAACAAUCAAAUGCUUUUGAUGAACUGCAAUAUUUAGCUGAUUUCAGAAACACUGUACAAAGUAAAGUUCAAGUGCACUGAUAAAUUCGCAGUCGUUUUAUAAUUCAAUAAAUGUAUU
Messenger RNA from Myxocyprinus asiaticus (Chinese sucker), 11273 nucleotides. RefSeq names its product inositol 1,4,5-trisphosphate receptor type 1-like. The coding region runs from base 140 to 8233 and encodes 2697 amino acids. Gene Ontology annotation, biological process: calcium ion transmembrane transport. Gene Ontology annotation, molecular function: inositol 1,4,5 trisphosphate binding; inositol 1,4,5-trisphosphate-gated calcium channel activity. The transcript is spliced from 60 exons. Gene Ontology annotation, cellular component: membrane; endoplasmic reticulum. Lineage: Eukaryota; Metazoa; Chordata; Actinopteri; Cypriniformes; Catostomidae. The record is from RefSeq and is a predicted model, not a curated record.